UUAAGUUUUUAAAGAGCGCACCAGCUGGUAAAUAUUUUUCAAAUACACAUUCUUGUUUACUUCCUUCAUAAUGUGUGACAGAAUGGCAGACGAUACUUUUUGCGAUGUUGAAAAAAUGAUAAAUGAUGGUCUACAUAGUAUGGUCCUUGCAAUAGGGUACAAAGUUGGAAUCGUUUCUGUUAUAAUGGAUACAGUCGAGCCAUGUACUGCUGAAGAAAUUAGCAGUAAGGCCAAUUUGAAUAAACGGUAUGUAGAGGAAUGGCUGAUUUGUAUGACUGCCAAAGGGGUUGUGAAAAUAGAUGAUGGAAAAUAUUAUUUUCCAAAUAAGAAACAGAUACACGAGGCUGCAUUUGUAUCCACAAUGCUCCCAAUAUUUGCAGAAUGCUUCCCAGAUUUGGAAAAAGUUAUGAGAAAUAAGACAGAAAAUAAAGGCUAUCCAUUUCCCCAAAAAGCAUUAGUAUGGGAAGGACAGUAUAAAGAGCUCUCCAGCUUUCAUGAUGUUACAUGGCUCGAAGAUAAUGUCAAACCUGUGAUAAAUUCAUACUUUAAAGACAACAAGAUAAACGCAGAGACUUUCAACAUCUUAGAUUUUGGAUGUGGAUAUGGUAAACUGGCUUUUUCGUUAGCAAAAACAUAUAGUAAGGGUUUGGUAUGGGGUGUGGACAUAGAUGAAGCUGCCAUUGAUGCUGGUAGGAAUAAAGCACAAAAGAACUCUUGCUCAAAUGUUUUCUUUGAGAAGAUUGUUGAUAGUAAUAUGCCGGAUCUUUGGAAAGACAAAUUCGACAUCAUUAUUAUGUCAGAUGUAUUACAUGAUCUGCCAGACCCGAACACAAUUAUGGCGAAUUUCAGAACAGUAUUAAAACCCGGUGGUUAUGUUAUAGCUUUUGAUCCACCUAUUUACUCUGAUCACAAAAAAAAUGUUGGUUAUAACGACGCAAUAGAUUUUAUGCCCUACAGUGUAUUUACAUGUUUACCUAACAGCAUGUCAGAAAAGCCAGCGAUUGGUCAUGGGAUCGGAUGGGGUUAUGAAGAUAAAUUAAAGUAUAUCGAAAGUCAGGGAUUUCAAGUUCUGGCAACAGAUGGAGAAGAUGUCGAAUUUCCAAAGUGGAGAAUUGUGUUCAAACAGAGAGUAUGAAAUGCUUUUUGUCAUACUAGUAAUUGAUAUUGGAACACUUUUAGUGACAAUUCAUUCGUUUUCAAUUAAAAUUAUUUUUUUCUUAACAAAUAUUGUAUUCAUCAUGACAUAUCAUAAAAUAAAUGUUUUACCACAAUUUCAAAUAAUCAUGUACAAACGAUUAAAAAAGAGAAACACAUUUUGGCAACCAAGGAGUCCACUCUCCAUCAAAACCUAAGGACAGUGAUGUUUAAGAUAAGUGCGAGGUCUUUGAUAAUGAACAAAACGCUUACUGUAGAGUAUAGUAUGUUACAAAUAAAUUUAACAGAGAUAUUAUAGCUGUAGCUGUGUACUAUGGACACGCCAUUCGUUUACUCACCAGUGACGAUAGAAUAAAAUGAUAAACAAGCCAAAUAAAAUAAAAAAGUUGAAGGCAUUGAGGACUAAACAUUCCGAAAGGUUUUACCAUAAACAUGUACGCCUAUAGUAAUAUAUUUUUGGGAAAGAAAAUAAAAGACACAGGAAUAAGAAGAUGUGACCAAUUCAAAUGAUAAAGCAAACGACAUGACUUCAGUUUAUAACAUUAAACUAUGAACUCUG
This is a messenger RNA of Mytilus trossulus (common blue mussel), 1714 nucleotides long. Its product is annotated as S-adenosylmethionine-dependent methyltransferase Rv2258c-like. The record is from RefSeq and is a predicted model, not a curated record. NCBI's taxonomy places the organism in Eukaryota, Metazoa, Mollusca, Bivalvia, Mytilida, Mytilidae. Bases 71 to 1135 code for a protein of 354 amino acids. The transcript has 4 exons.